Molecule: messenger RNA, 1392 nt
Organism: Xenopus laevis (African clawed frog)
Lineage: Eukaryota; Metazoa; Chordata; Amphibia; Anura; Pipidae
Gene: liat1.L
Product: protein LIAT1
Exons: 2
Coding region: 118-783 (221 amino acids)
Source: RefSeq, a predicted model, not a curated record
UGUGGCUGCAGUGACACAAUGCCUUACAUAGUUGUACAUGGAACUGCAGUAGGCAGCCAGUCUGUAGUGCUGCACUUAUUAUCAGCCUUCAUUUAUAAAGCCUCGUACUAAGGUGUUAUGGACGCUUCAGGAGCUGAUCAGCAGGAUCGAGAGAAGAUAAAAUCAAAACAGGGCAAGCAGCCUUUCCAAGCUUUAGUCACAUCCAGUGGUAAAGGCAAGAAGAAAACCAAGACGAAAGAGAGAACCAACAGUAUUAAAAAGAGAGGCCGUGCAUCUAGCACACCAUCAACUUCGGAUGAGGCAGAUAAGCACAAUACCAAAAGCAAGCAGCACCAGAAGCUUACUCCUCUUCCUCUCAGCCCGCAGGAAGUUUCCAUGACCAAGCACAAGUUGGAAAAGGAUGAAGCUGAGUGUGGGGCUGAGAAGAAGUCUUCUCCCAGUGGCAGAUCUUCUAGCAUAACACAAGGAGGUGGACUAAACGAAAGCCUAAGGUGGGAGGGAGCUCUUGAUGACCCAGUUGCCGAAGAGGAAAGAAUUCGUCAGUAUAAGAUCAAUAGAAGAAAACGAUAUUUAUUAGCUGCUCAGCAGUCCACAUGUAACAAAUUUAAUUCACAAGAUGGUCUUCAUGAAGACCUGAAGCUAGAGCCCAGUACUGUUCUCCCCAACAGUGAUUCACCAGCAAAGGGAGGCUACUCAAACUCUAGUAUAAUUGGGCAGAAUGGACAACCCAAGCAAGUGUCUCAGUUUCCAGCCCUUGUAAACAUGUUUAAGAAUCAUUUGUAAAAGGUCCUUUACAACAUUUUACUGUGGUGUCUCAACAGAAUGGGAAGACAACACCACGGUACGGCUCUGACCUUUGUUUGGCUGUAACUUAAGGGCAAUAUCAGUAGGUUUUCUGUUGGCAUACACUAAAUGGUUUCAAUUGCCUGGAUGCAUUUCUUAAAACUUUGCAAAUAGCUCCUCUUCCAAACAAGGCAUUGUUUUAUAUUAUUACUGUUGUACAUUUUAUUUGUCAGUCGUGCCAAAUAUAUGCAAGGAAGAAACUAUAAUUGUCCAGGCUCCUAAAAAUAGGUACAGGGCUGCUGUGGGUGGGCAUGAGGUUAGAGGUCCCAGUGGGACCCAGUGCGUUAUGUGCCAUUUCAAUAAGUUGGCCAUUUAGAUAGAUAAAUGGAUGCUUAUGAAGACUACACUUUUAAUUGCCUGAAACAAAGAUAUAAACAUGUAUUUUACUUUAUGUUUUAAUGUAUAUUACUGUUAUAGCUAGCCUGAAUAUUAGUCUUAAAGGGAUACUGUCAUGGGAAAAUACAUUAUUUUCAAAAUGAAUCAGUUAAUAGUGCUGCUCCAGCAGAAUUCUGCACUGAAAUCCAUUUCUCAAAAGAGCAAACAGAUUUU